CUACUGCGUGACACAGUACAUACUACGCAUGCGCAUCUCUACUGCUUGACACUUCGGAAGCAAAGCGAGGGAAUUACAAACUAAAAGUUUGCCUCCACCACCAUGCCUGUCAUUGUGUUGGUGGAGGGGGAGGGGCCAGGCGGCCACCUGACCAUCGUUCCAAUCUCCCACAUCAGCACCGACGGUAACCACGGCCACCACUCGGUCAAGGGCAGAGUCGUCCACAAAGGUCCCCUGGUUUCGUCGCCAAGUCACGACUUCAUCCUGAAGGCCGCCAUCGAAGAAGAGAACUCCGGGCCUCAGGAGACAUCGUCCAUCAACAUCGUCCUGCUGGGGACGCUGGCCAAUGAAUUCUCUCAGGCUGUCAAUCAAGGGGACAUGGUGACGGCCUCCGGCUUCUUGGUGCGCAAAUCUCCCACGGCGCAAAAGGACAAACGUCACGUGUGCAACCUGCUGCUGUUGGGAGACCAAGCCUUCAUCCGUGUGUCGCGGCCUCCUCCCAUUGACCUCACAUCUCCAGCCCAAGCCAAGAUGAACAAACCUUUGCUCCCUGCUGCGGUUGUCUGUAGUCCAAAGUACACAUACGUCAGGAUCGGGGACCUGAAACCUGGAGCCGUGGUCAACGUGUACGGUGUGGUGGUCUUCUUCAAACAGCCCUUCAAGAGCCGUGGCUCAGACUUCUGCUCCAGCCUGAAGAUCACUGAUCAAUCCCAGCAAAAUAUCGUCUGCACCGUUUUCUGCCCCAAACUGGAGUUGCACCCCCAAAUCUUCCAGAUCGGUGACAUCGUGCGCUUACACCGAGUCAAGGUUCUGUAUCGUUUGUUCAAAGCCAUAAUCGGUCAAUUUACACUUACUCUAACCUCCUUCCCACAGACACAGAUUUACAAAAAUUCCCUAAAUCUGGUCAACACAUUUGGCUUUUCCGCACUAACCUUUAACGGGAUGGUGGGUGCUGACACGGAGCCGCGGACCUCCAGCAAUACCUUCCACUUCACGGAGGAGGACCGUCGCGUCGUGACGGAACUGCGGUCCUGGGUGGCCGGCCAGGAUCUGCUGCCCCCGGACCCCGCUAUCCCACUGUCUGCCGUCCAGCCCAGAAUGUACUUCAACCUCACCUGCCAGCUGCUCGCCAAAGCACCCGUCGACACCACCUGCACCCUGCUUAGGGUGUGGGACGGCACCCGCUGUCCUCACACUCUGCUGAAAGUGACGGUGGACGCAGACAUCGUGGAGGGUCCGCGCUCCUUCUCCGAGGAGCGCGAGAAACUCAUCGCUAACGUGCUCGUGUACGACAACCACGUACAGUCCGCCCAGCAGCUUAAGCCCGGAGACUUCUUGAGAAUCUUCAACCUGCGGGCCAUCCCGGGUUCCGUCAAGGUUCCCGGGCUAAGCAGCAGCCAGGUGGAGGAGAUCAACCAUCUUUCCUUCCACCUGCACGGCGGCACGGCGUACGGCAGGGGCGUACGCCUUCUGCCCGACAACAGUCCCGAGCUUCAGGAGCUCAAGAGGCUGCUGGAGGUGCCCCAGGAGGACACCAAGGUCAACCAUCCCGAAGUCAACGACUCGGCGCUGUGGGACAUAUGGGACACGCCUCCAAAGACUCCCGAGAGCGGGGCUUCAGCGGAAUUCAGAACAGAGAGAAGGUGCGAUCACGACGUUGAGCCCGUGACCCUCGGCCAGCUGCGGCGUUGCCCGCCGGGCGGCUUUCAUCACGUCAGAGCCCAGCUGCGAUCCUACCAACCUCGUCGACUCCACCAGGCGCUCAAACUCUACUGUAGCAAGUGCACUUCCAUGCAGGACGUCCCCGACGACGAGCACGUGGCGAACGUGUUCGCCGAGGCUUCCGCCGACCCGAGCGGCCCCCCCGGCCCGGCGUCCUGGUCCCUCUCCGGGCAGGUCCGUUUGCCCGGCGACCUCACGGCGGGACCGCCCAGUCGCACGCUCGACGUUCACCUAUCGGCGCAGCUCACGUCCGAGGGGAAGACCAAGGAGCUCAUCUUCCUUGGGGGCUCCACACUACAGGAAGCGGGUCGCCUCGCGGCCACGUACCACAACGUGGUCCCCGUGAGGUCGUCGCCAGGAGGUCAUCUGGCGCUGCUGGACCUGAGCGCGCCGUUCCUCUUCCGGGGCAGAAAGAGGUUCUACGGGUGUAAGAAGUGUUCCGAGGGAGCUGCCAUUACAGAACCGACAGCAGAUGGAGACAAGGUCAUUGAUGAGAAAAUCAUCGCUGAAGCGUUCGGCGUUCACCUUCUGAAGUUCGUCCUGCUGCUGAAGUUCCGUCUGGAGGACGCCGGCGACGCGCUGGACGCGUACCUGUGGAGAGACGCGGAGUCUUUGUUCAACGUGUCGGCGGAGGACGCCGCAGCCAACCAGGAGGCUCAGGACAGAAUCGGACGAACGCUGGACUCGCUUUGUCCACCGGAGGGCAGUGCGGGCGAACGACCGUGGCUGGACUUGUGUUUGGCGGCGUACGGAGCGAACGACGAGGAAAACGAAAACGCGCGAACCUCCUACCAGAUCUGUCACACGAGCACGCGCUCGCACGAACGCCCUCGACUAUGACCGCUUUUAUUAUUUUCAAAAUGACAAUUAUGAGGAGCCUUUCAAACGUUUGCUUUUCAUCAUGUAGCGUCCUUUCAAAAUAAGAGUCGGGUGCAACCGCCAUAGGAGAAACAAGUGUUAUUGGCUUUUUCGUUUUGAGUGAUAAGCAAAGAAAAUGUGACAUUUGGACAAAAGUAAUGGGACAGCUCUGAGAAGCUGUACAAAAUGAUGAGGGCACAUACAGGAAAUGAAAAUAUGGUUUGGACAAAGGUAUUGGGACACAUCCAGGAAGGGUUUUUUUGUAAGAAAAAUGAGCAGAAAUAUAAUUUUACAGUAGAACAGGAAAUUUGGUUCAUUGAUGCUAGUGUGGGAAACUCUUCCCUCUAUAGUUGGUCUUCAUUUUAAUUUGAUCAAACAUUUCUUAACAUUUGUUUACACGUGUGCGACAGCUGACAACGUUAAAAUAUUAAGAAGUCGUGUGUGUACACUCAAUAAAGUUAUGAUGGUCACAGUUUAA
Messenger RNA from Phycodurus eques (leafy seadragon), 3058 nucleotides. RefSeq names its product protection of telomeres 1 homolog (gene pot1). Gene Ontology annotation, molecular function: telomerase inhibitor activity; G-rich strand telomeric DNA binding. Lineage: Eukaryota; Metazoa; Chordata; Actinopteri; Syngnathiformes; Syngnathidae. Gene Ontology annotation, cellular component: nuclear telomere cap complex; chromosome, telomeric region. The transcript is spliced from 18 exons. The record is from RefSeq and is a predicted model, not a curated record. The coding region runs from base 103 to 2562 and encodes 819 amino acids. Gene Ontology annotation, biological process: regulation of telomere maintenance via telomerase; telomere capping.